AUGGCUCCAGUAUCAACCUCGAAAACCGUGGUGACGGGCAUGAAGAGAAAGUCGGCACCUGCGAAAGAUGUUCAUGUGAAGGAAAACAAAAAAGCGAAAAUCGAUUCGGGGAAAAAGAAAAUGGAUUCAAAACCCAAAGCUAAGCCUGUGAAGAAGGUCGAAUCCGAGAGUGAAGAGGAUUCCGAUUCUGAUGAUGGAGGCGCAGCUUUGGAUUCUGCUUCUGCAGAUGGUUCGGAUAGUGAUACGGAAAUGAAAGAAGUUGAGGGCAUACAUCCAGAUAGAAUUAAGGCUGUUGCCGCCAACAGUCAAUCAUCGAAGGAGGCACAUGCGAAACAAAAGCAAUUGGCAAAUGAAAGAAAAGCAGCAAAACCUUUAGCAGAUCAAUUGGCACGCACGAAGAAAAUUUGGGAACGUUUACGCCGAAAGUCGCAUGUUCCAAAGGACGAGAGGAAACAAUUGGUUGAGGAACUUUUCGAGCUCAUCACCGGCAGAAUCAAGGAUUUCGUUCUUAAACAUGACAGUGUGAGAGUUGUUCAGACCGCCGUCAAAUAUUCGAAUCCGGAGCAGAAACGUUUGAUCGCAAAGGAGCUUGCAGGAACAUAUCGACAAUUGGCUGAGAGCAGAUACGCCAAGUUCUUGAUUGGAAAAUUGCUGGUUCAAGGAGAUGAUGAAAUUAGAGAUCUCAUUGUUCCAGAGUUCUAUGGACAUGUUCGUCGACUUAUCAAGCACCCUGAAGCUGGAUGGAUUCUCGAUGAUAUUUACCGUGGAGUGGCUACUAAACAACAAAAGGCUAUUAUCCUUCGAGAAUGGUAUGGUGCCGAAUUCGCCGUUAUGGAGAGAGACACAUCUAAGUUCUUGACUGGAGAACUCUCAGAAAUCUUGGCUGCUGAACCUGGAAAGCGAGCACCAAUCAUGCGAUAUCUACAAGAAAUGAUCAAUCAUCUCUUGCAGAAGAAGACCAACGGUUUCACCCUCCUUCAUGAUGCUAUGUUACAAUAUUUCCUCAAUGCCAAACAAGGUACCGAGGAGAUCACUGACUUUAUCGAGUUAUUGAAGGGUGAUGAAGAAGGUGAUUUGAUGAAGAAUCUGGCAUUCACUAAGUCUGGAGCAAGAGUAGUUUGCCUUGCUUUAGCAUAUGGAGGUGCCAAGGACCGUAAACACAUCCUCAAGAUGUACAAAGAUACACUACAACUGAUGGCAGGAGAUCCAAACGGACAUAUUGUCAUUCUUACUGCAUACGAAGUCAUUGAUGAUACAGUCUUGACAGCGAAAUCUAUUUUCCCAGAGUUGCUUAGCAAGGAUGAAGAGAAACAAGCUGAGAACAUUGUGUUUUCUGCUAAUGACCUCAACGCACGUACCACACUUCUUUACCUUUUCCAAGGUCGCUCAAAAUCCCUCUUCCCAGCAAGCCAUAACUCAGAUCUCGAAAUUCUCUCUGAAGUUGACACAAUCCGACCCACCACCUCCAAGAAAGACCCAGAAAUCCGUCGCCAAGAAUUAAUCAAGGCUCUAUCCCCCUACCUCCUAAAGGCUAUUGCCUCCGCAUCCAGAGAGCUCAUCGCCACAUCUUUCGGAUGUCAAUUUUUAACUGAGGUUCUUUUCGGCGCUGAAGGGGAUAAAUCGGCAGCUCUUGAGUCACUUGCUGAAGCGGUAUCCGGAGACCCAACAUAUAUUCAACCUCCUGUUGAAGAAGGAGCUGUUAGUGAAGAACCACCUUCUCACAUCGCAAGCACACCUUUCGGUGGAAAAAUGAUUAAAUCUCUCAUCGCAGGUGGUCGUUACGAUCCAGCUACUAAAUCUAUCAUCCCGAUCGUACCAGCUUUGAAUUUUGCGGAUAUUUUGUAUCCACAUAUUAAGGAGUUUAUCGUUGAAUGGGCAACUGGUUCAAGUUCAUUCGUGGUAGUUGCUUUAUUGGAAUCUGAAUCUUUCGGAAAGAAGGAUGAGGUUAAGAAAGUUUUAACGAAGAACAAGAAGAAGUUGGAGAAGGCAGCGAAAGAAGAGACGGUGGAGCAAAAAGCUAAGAGGGAGGAGUUUGAAGCGAAGGAGGAGGAAAAGAAAGCUAGCGGGAAGGGUGCUGUUAAGAAAGGAAAGGGGACGAAGGAGAGGGAGGUGGGUAAUAAGGGAUCAAGUAUGAUUUUGGUUAUGAUCUAA
This is a messenger RNA of Sclerotinia sclerotiorum 1980 UF-70, 2151 nucleotides long. RefSeq lists its product as hypothetical. The record is from RefSeq and is a predicted model, not a curated record. Gene Ontology annotation, cellular component: nucleolus. Gene Ontology annotation, molecular function: mRNA binding. The transcript is spliced from 2 exons. Bases 1 to 2151 code for a protein of 716 amino acids. NCBI's taxonomy places the organism in Eukaryota, Fungi, Ascomycota, Leotiomycetes, Helotiales, Sclerotiniaceae. Gene Ontology annotation, biological process: regulation of translation.